CAACAUUCUGUCUAACAUCAUGUCUCUUAGUACCACCACCGUUCGCUUGUUAUCUUUGUGUCUAUAGCUGCAGUCAGCUACCUUUAGUGUUCCUCUCACUUACACCGGGACUCGAAUUAUUCCCUUGGUUUCUCCGUAACUACGUACACCUUGAACCAUGACUCACUCGGUCCUUCUUAUUGUUCGCGUUCUUUAUCUUCCUCCAAGAGCUGCCACCUUCACUCCUGGUCCAAAAAUGACCAAGACCGCUGUCAGAGCUCUUCGACAGGAUUUGAAGUCUCUUGGCUUCCCUGAACCCCCAGAGUCUUCUCUGACUAUACCAGCGGGGGGUAUUGUCAAGUUUUUUUGGAAAAGAGAACAGGGCGGGCAAUUCCAUGAAGUUCUGAAGAGAAAAAUAGCAAGCAUUUCGCAAGAACAGUUAUACAAGCAGAGAAUCUCGAAGAUAACCUUGAAGCCCGUGUCAGACAAAAAACUCCAUCGUCCGCCUCCGCCUAUGCAAUUCCCCGUUAUGGGUCGUGUUCCUACCUCAAUACCUCCUCAAGACCUCAUUAACAUCCCUCAUUCGACACCCAUCCCGGAGAGCGCUUUGGAUGAAUCACGACUCAGCGGACCAUCUGUAUCGAAUUUAACCCAAGUAGUACAGAUGGGCACAUCAUAUCCUCAAUACACAGGAUCAGACUGUCCAGCAAUCAUGUCUGAGAUUGCCGUUCCAUGUCUUGAUCAACUAGACAUACACUCAGGACCCCAGAGUCCUGUCUUAUACUCCACUCCAGUGGAAGGAGAGUCAUCUAUCGUAAUCGGCAAACGAACCUCUCGCUCGGUGUCGCCGCCACCGCCACCGCCAGCCAAGAGAUCUCGUACUGGAAGCGCAUUCAGUGACGAUGAGUCCUCCCUGCUGCAUGAGCUUGGGUUGCUUAACGAAGAGAUGAAAUUCCUUGCUGCACGGCAGAAAAGGAUCAGAGAGAAGCUCCAACACAUGGGAGCACCGACUAUCCCUGAGCCUGAUUUCCUAUUCCGAGACGAAUUUGAGCUGGAAAUCGACACAGAGAGGAAGCAGAGGAUCGAGUGUGAGAUGGUGCUGAUGGACAUUCGGCGGGAGUGCAGGGCUCCUUUUAUCGUUCCAGCGUUGUUUGAUGCGUUUAUUGAUAUCUCGAAAUUGACGACGGCUGCUUUAGAUUCUCUUACUUAACGGUUUAGAGCUAUUGUGUAUCAUGGACUGUUGAUUACUUAAGACUCGGAGGAUGUACUGUAUAUGUAUUGUAACAUGAUUUCUCUCCAUUAGAAUGACAAGUCG
This is a messenger RNA of Guyanagaster necrorhizus, 1294 nucleotides long. RefSeq lists its product as uncharacterized. The coding region runs from base 158 to 1189 and encodes 343 amino acids. NCBI's taxonomy places the organism in Eukaryota, Fungi, Basidiomycota, Agaricomycetes, Agaricales, Physalacriaceae. The transcript has 6 exons. The record is from RefSeq and is a predicted model, not a curated record.